Molecule: messenger RNA, 3469 nt
Organism: Ictidomys tridecemlineatus (thirteen-lined ground squirrel)
Lineage: Eukaryota; Metazoa; Chordata; Mammalia; Rodentia; Sciuridae
Source: RefSeq, a predicted model, not a curated record
GUGGAAUCAACCAGGACUUCCUGGAAACCUGCUUCAUGUGUUGCCCCUUUAACUCUUCAUUUCCUUUUCUUUUUCAAGAUGAAUGAUUUUGGAAUCAAGAAUAUGGACCAGGUGGCCCCGGUGGCUAACAGUUUUCGAGGGACGCUCAAGCGCCAGCCGGCCUUCGACACCUUUGAUGGGUCCCUAUUUGCGGUUUUCCCCUCUCUAAAUGAAGAGCAAACGCUCCAAGAAGUGCCCACAGGCUUGGAUUCUAUUUCUCAUGACUCGGCCAGCUGCUUCGAGCUGCCUCUGCUGACGCCCUGCAGCAAGGCGGUGAUGAGUCAGGCCCUAACAGCCACCUUCAGCGGCUUCCAGAAGGAGCGUCGGCGUCUUGGCAUUCCAAAGAACCCCUGGCUGUGGAGCGAGCGGCAGGUGUGCCAGUGGCUCCUGUGGGCCACCAGCGAGUUCAGCCUGGUGAACGUGAACCUGCAGAGGCUCGGCAUGAGCGGCCAGGUGCUGUGCAACCUUGGCAAGGAGCGUUUCCUGGAGCUGGCCCCGGACUUUGUGGGCGACAUUCUCUGGGAGCACCUGGAGCAGAUGAUCAAAGAAACCCAAGAAAAGACAGAAGAUCAGUAUGAAGAAAAUUCACACCUCAAUUCAGUUCCUCACUGGAUUAACAGCAACACCUUAGGUUUCGGCGUGGAGCAGGCUCCGUUCUCAGUGCAGACGCAGAAUUACCCCAAAGGCGGCCUCCUGGACAGCGCGUGUCCCUCGUCUGUGGCUCCCGGCGUGCUCAGUUCCGAGCAGGACUUCCAGAUGUUCCCCAAGUCGCAGCUCAACACCGUCAGUGUCAACUACUGUCCUGUGGGUCAGGACUUCCCCGGCUCCAACUUGAAUCUGCUCGCCAGCAGCUCUGGGAAGCCCGAGGACCGCGACUCCCCCGAGACGGGCGCGGACAGCUUCGAGAGCGCGGACUCGCUGCUGCGGUCCUGGAGCAGCCAGUCCUCCCUGCUGGACGUGCAGCGGGUGCCUUCCUUCGAGAGCUUCGAGGACGACUGCAGCCAGUCUCUCUGCCUCAGCAAGCCGACCAUGUCCUUCAAGGACUACAUCCAGGAGAGGAGCGACCCGGCCGAGCAGGGCAAGCCGGUCAUACCUGCCGCCGUCCUGGCCGGCUUCACAGGAAGCGGGCCCAUCCAGCUGUGGCAGUUCCUCCUGGAGCUGCUUUCCGACAAGUCUUGCCAGUCCUUCAUCAGCUGGACCGGGGACGGCUGGGAGUUCAAGCUUGCGGACCCGGAUGAGGUGGCCCGCCGGUGGGGGAAGAGGAAAAAUAAGCCCAAGAUGAACUACGAGAAGCUGAGCCGAGGCCUACGCUACUACUACGACAAGAACAUCAUCCACAAGACGUCGGGCAAGCGCUACGUGUACCGCUUCGUGUGUGACCUCCAGAACCUGCUGGGGUUCACGCCCGAGGAACUGCACGCCAUCCUGGGCGUCCAGCCGGACACAGAGGACUGAGGUCUCUGGCGCCGCCCUGAGCCACCCCGGGCCUGGGACUGUGAGCGGGAAGCCCAGCCUGACCAGCUGAUCCCCAGACCCGGAAAGGCAAGGUUGAACCUGUCCCUGUCCAGAAAGGUCACCGGGAAGCCGUGGCCUUAUUUGAUCCCAGAUCCUGCCUGUUCAGCAGGGUGCCCCUGGUGGCCGAGUGGCCCGCAGCUGGGCAGGAGCGACUUUAAUGAACGUGGUGGAGAUGGAGGCGCAGGGGCCAUCCGCCUGGCCAUGUGGCAGGGAGUCUGUUCAGGAUCCCCCAGGGAGCGAGCGGGUGUGGAAACACGGACAUUGAGUGGUGUUUUGGCCUGUUGCAACCGGAGCAGGGACCCUCUCUGUCAGAGAGGGCUGGGAGGGAGGGAGCCUGGGACCACGCCAUUUCAGAAGACAGUUUGUGUAUAUUAUUGUAAUCUUAUAAUUGUUAUCAAAAUCUAACAGUUCUAUUUAACAGAAAUUGUAUAUUGUAAUUUAAAAUAAUUAUAUGACUGUAUUUGAGAUAAGAAUGCAGACAUCCAAUAUUUUAUUCCAUUUUUUCAAUAGCACAUGCGUCUGGCAUUUUACAAAGACGCUCUCUGCCCCCGUGGCAGACGGAGGUGUUGUGAGUGUGGAUUACGUUCAUCUGAUAGACCUACAGGAACAAGGUCUCAGGGGUAAUCCCUGGUUUUCGUCCUCUUAUUGUUGGUUUUUUGUUUUGGUUUUGCCAUGAUGACUAUCUUGGCAAGGACUUUGUACACUUGGAUUUUUAUAAGAAACUUCAUGUCAUUAUCCUGGGGUACAUGGACCUCUCUGCUUUUUCCUUGAAUUGUAAAGCAAAAGCUACAAAGCAGUAUUUUUCUUGACAAAUGGCAUAUGUUUUCCACUUCUGUGCAUGCCUUAAAGCCGUUUAUACACAAAUGUAUUUUAUUUUUUGGUGUAACCGUGUUUUCCCGACAGCUCACCUCUCCUGGCCAAACUUUUCCUUCCUGUGCCCCGAGUGACUCUGUGUGAUUAAAAUAAGAAAACUAUUUUUGGAAAUAUGCGAAUCCUUUUCAGAGACCAGGAGGGAUUUAUGUAGCAGCUAUUUUUACUACAAAAGUAAUUCACUGGGAAAAAAAAAAAAAGUAAUUUGUACGAAAGCUUUAUUUUUAUCUCAGCUCUGUGUCCUGUAUUGUGCAGAGCUGAAGGGCUGGGUGGGUGGGAGGGGCUUCUGUACCGCGACGCAUGGCUGCACCAAGGUGGUCGCCUGCCGUGCCUGGGGCCAUCUGGAUAGUAUGCUUUCCUUUUCUGCUCAGCGUCCUCAGCAAGAUCGUCUCCUCUUUCUUUAUUAUUUUCUUGGGUGAGGAAUACCCAGAAGCACCAAGAGGGUCCGCAGACAGAGAAGAACGCCCUGGAGUGGAUCGUUGGAGGAAAAUGUUUCGAUUCCCGCCAAGACCUGAGGACACAUAGUCCACCAUGUAGUCCUGGCCUUUGCCAGUGAUCCAGCCACGUUGACUUCACAGUCGGAGGGACUUUCCUAGCAGCGUGGCCCUGGAUCCCUGAGGCUGAAUGAAAUCACGGCACAGGCACCCGCGAGCCGGGGCCAGCGGAGCCAGCCUGUGGCGGCCCAGCCAACCUGCUCAGAAGAGAUGGUUUUCAGGACACUGGCGUACCGGAUGUUUUUUCAAGUGGGACCUAUUUGUCACUGGAACAUCUGUUUAUAAUAUAAACAGACAUGACUGGGAACAUCUUGCUGCCGAAAGAAAGCAAGCGUAGCCAUCGGCUGAUUUGAAUGAGGUGGAGCUACGAGCCACGGCCAGUUUCAGGCUGGUUCUGACCAGCAGAGACGGCAGUUUCUUGUGGUUCAGCCUCAAGUGAUGGAAGCAAGUCCCGAGAAGCCUUUGGCAUGGUAAUGAAUGAAUGUUGAGUAUAAAAGUUUUGUAAUUUGGCUUUUUCUCUCUCAAGUAAUAAAGUCUUUGGUUUCUGUAAA